AUGGCCAGCAUGAACGAGCCUGCUUCAACCACAGCAUCAUCAGCCACUCAGCAAACCCAAGCUGAAGACAGAGCAGCCUCGUCGAUGCCUGAUAUCACCCAACUCUCGCUCGAACACAACCCAGACAUUUUCACCAUCAUAUGCUGCAAUGAGAGUUUCUGGCUUGCCCUCGACCUGAACACGAUCAAGACCCUCCUCCGAGUGUGCAGGCGUGCCCGUCCCCUUCUGAGCUUCAGGAUAGCUCGCUUCCAUCACUGGUGUCGGAAGGAAGGACUGUGUCGUCCAGACGGAUCGCUGCGGAUCGGCCUCACACCCAGUGACCAGAUCACUCUCUCCCUGCACCGCAAGAAUCAAGAGACAACUGAACGAUCCUGGCUCGUUGCCCAAGCCGACAAAGGCAACGCUGCCGCAUCGUAUUUCUUGGCAAGAAUCCUUCAAGUCGAUGUCGCUCGCCAGCGGUAUAUGGACAAGCACAAGGAGCAAGCUAUCCGCCAGCGAAUCUUCCGCCAUCUGGAGAAUGCCGCCAACGCACACCACACGAUGGCAAUGUUCCACCUGGCUGACUUCUAUCACGAUGGCAUUGGUGUCAACCGAAAUUUCACCAAGGCUGCCGAACUGUAUCGUGAUCUUGCAGAACGCGGAAUCCCUCAGGCCCAAAUAACCCUCGGUCAAUGCUACGAGAUUGGCGAAGGUGUCGAUCAAGAGUAUAACACAGCCAUCGAGUGGUAUUCCAAGGCUGCAGACCAGGGCAGCGAAGACGGCCGCUUCCACAUUGUGUUCCUCCGUGGCUGGCUUUCGCUGAUCAGCCAUGGUGUCGAACAUUGCGAUGUCGAUGCCUUUAACCAUUGGCAGGAGGUCAGCACCCAAUCCACCCACCCAAUCAUCAAACCCAUCGCCACCCACAUGGUCGGAUGGAUGCACUACCUUGGCCGGGGCACCGUUCAGGACAAACAGAAGGGUACAAAGAUCAUCCGCGAUAACAAAUCGGAUGAGUUCAGGCUGGGUGAGGACAAGUGUCUUACAAAGUUCUUUGGGACGCGUGCCGACUCCAACUCCCACGCAGCCCGCAAAUUCUUCAAUCUCUGCCGGCUGGGAUCGGACCACGACUGGCUGUGUCGACACCUCAUGACUGUGUGUCUGUACUAUGGAUUCGGAACCACCAAGGACCAGAAGAAGGCAGCCGGUAACUUUGAGCAACUCGCCAACGAAGGCCGCAGCGACAGUCAAUAUUGGAUCGGAGAGUGCUGCUACUGGGGUGUGGGUGUAUCGCAGGACCACAAGAAGUCAUUCGAGUGGUUCUGCAAGUCGGCCAACCAAGACAACUCAUAUGGGCAGAAUAUGGUUGGUUUUUGCUACUAUUAUGGAAUUGGAGUCACCGAGGACUACACCAAAGCAGCCAAGUGGUAUCGCAAAUCAGCCGAGCAGGGAAAUCGAUACGGACAAUUUUUUCUUGGCGAGUGUUACCAGUUCGGCUAUGGUGUCCCCAAGAACAUCGACACCGCCUUCGUCUGGUUCCAAAAGUCCGCCGACUAG
This is a messenger RNA of Polychytrium aggregatum, 1533 nucleotides long. RefSeq lists its product as uncharacterized. Gene Ontology annotation, molecular function: protein binding. The coding region runs from base 1 to 1533 and encodes 510 amino acids. Lineage: Eukaryota; Fungi; Chytridiomycota; Chytridiomycetes; Polychytriales. The record is from RefSeq and is a predicted model, not a curated record. The transcript has a single exon.